This is a messenger RNA of Rhagoletis zephyria (snowberry fruit fly), 1059 nucleotides long. RefSeq lists its product as uncharacterized. NCBI's taxonomy places the organism in Eukaryota, Metazoa, Arthropoda, Insecta, Diptera, Tephritidae. The record is from RefSeq and is a predicted model, not a curated record.
UACAGUUGCGAGAUUGAUAAUGGUACGUUUGUGCCAGAAAGUACAUUUCUAGAGUACAAUUCGUACCCUGGGCCUCAUAGCAGCGACAUCGUUUUUGUGGUGGAAGCAAAUAUGUGUAAUAAUUAUACUACGGAAGAUAAAUUCAUCGAUGAUAUACUUGCUGCACUCUUGGAGGAAUUACAUGGUCACAAAUUUAUAAAUAAUCGAUAUGCCGUUGUUGCCUUUGGUGCCCAAGUCCCACCUUUUGAUUAUCCCCGAAGUAUUUCUAACGACUAUGGAGUGUUUGUUAAUACCACUGACAAACUUCGUCAUUGCUUCAACCACGUGACCAGGUUUUUACACAAUGACGAUUACCAUAAAUCAAACAGUGAUAUACUACAAGCUAUUUCUGUAGCUUCCAGACUAAACUUUCGACCAGGAGUUUCAAAAACAUUUAUAUUGUUUUCCUGCAACCGAUGUGAUAUUAAGCAAAUGCUUUUUGAUUUCUCAUCUAUAUUACAAUAUAUGAACGAAGAAGGGGUCAGGUUGCACAUCCUAACUAAUACAGAGUUUACCUUUGAUAAACAACGUAAAAUGCGCAACUUUUUUGGCUUUGAUAAACAUUUCGUAUAUUCCCACCGUUUUCCCGAGGGCGAGAGCGAAACACGACAUAUACUCCAAAUUUCCAGAAGUGGCCUUGGGAUAUGCACACCUUUAGCUUUGGAGACUGGAGGAUCAAUUUUUAGCCGAAAAAAAAUUAUGACAGAGAGGAAAAAUUCUUUCAAACGAUUUGCAACUAUUUUCGCAAAGCGUGUGGUACAAAGUGCUAUGCCGAUUGGCAAUCAGACUUGUGAGUGUACUGGACACAAAACCGGAGUUGCGUACAUGUUGUGUACACAAGGCGAGCUAACGGGCCAAAAAUUGCUUUUAGAGGAAAACGAUUUAGAUCUUUCUGGCAUGGAUUGGCAAUCUGAAAUGGAUGAUAUGGAAUAAUAUGAAUAUUUCUGUUUAUUUAAAGACAAAUAAAAAAUACACAUUUAUAAUAAAGACAAACUAAGUAAGAAAUAUUGAAAAAAAACA